Messenger RNA from Parasteatoda tepidariorum (common house spider), 2409 nucleotides. RefSeq names its product S-adenosyl-L-methionine-dependent tRNA 4-demethylwyosine synthase TYW1. The record is from RefSeq and is a predicted model, not a curated record. Gene Ontology annotation, molecular function: 4 iron, 4 sulfur cluster binding; FMN binding; catalytic activity. Lineage: Eukaryota; Metazoa; Arthropoda; Arachnida; Araneae; Theridiidae. Gene Ontology annotation, biological process: wybutosine biosynthetic process.
UGAACUGAUAUGAAUUGAUUUAUUUAUAUUUAUUUUGAACUUAAAAUGAACACGCGUUUCUUAUUUUCAGUAUGUUUUCAUUAAAUUAAUUGCUAAAAAGUUUCUAUAAGUGAGGAAUUUGAUUAUUCUAUUAUACAUCGUUUAUAAUAUCUCUGUUAGCAUUUUAUAUUUUACCUACUAUGCCUGAUAACGUAUCUGACCCGGCAUUACACUAAGUCCCGAGUUACUGACAUUUAAUUGUUUUAAAGGAAAUAUGGAAGAAAUUUUAAUAUCUUGCAUAAUUGCAAUUGUAAUUUUUCUUGGUACAUUCACAUAUCUCUUUUUAUGGAGGAGAGUACCUGCACAGCAAAUUCAAAGGAUACAGAUUGAUAAACUUGAUGAAGAAAAGAAUUCAUGUGAUAUAAUUUUUGCUAGUCAGACUGGCAAUGCUAAGAAUUUUGCGAAAGAUCUGUCUAUAGUAUUAUCAAGCUUAGAUUGGAGAGUGUUAAUCAUAGAUAUGAAAGAAUUGAAGGAGCCAGAAGAGUAUUUGAUAUCUCAGGCAUCCAAAAAAAAUAUUUGUGUUUUUCUAGCAUCAACUUUCGUUGAAGGCCAGCCACCUGAUGGAUGUAAUUGGUUUUGCCAAUGGCUUAAGGAUGCUGCUUAUGAUUUUAGAGUUUCUCAUUCCAUGCUGAAAGGAUUGAAAUAUGCCGUUUUUGGCUUAGGAAACUCAUUAUACGAAGGAAACUUCAAUAAGGUAGCUACAGAAAUAAAUGGGGAACUGCAGAAGCUUGGAGCUUCUCCUAUUCUUCCUUUGGUAAAAGCAGAUGAAAAUGAUGUAAAUUGUGGUUUAGAUAAGAAUUUCUCCAUGUGGAAAAGUAAUUUGCUACGAUUAUUUGAAACACAGAAUGUUAACAUAGAAACACCUAUCAAAAAUGAUUCUGAAAGUGGUAGUGAAGAUGAGGAAGUUAUAAUGGAUGUGGAAGAACUUGGUACAGCAUUUAAAAAUGCAAACUCUAAGACUUCUGAAGUGGAGGAAGAGAAAGAAAUGAUCACGCCUCUUCUCCGCAAAUCCCUGACUAAACAAGGUUACAAGCUUCUAGGUAGCCACUCGGGUGUGAAAAUGUGUCGAUGGACAAAAUCAAUGUUGAGAGGGAGAGGGGGUUGUUACAAGCACACUUUUUACGGAAUUGAGAGCCACAGGUGUAUGGAAGCCACUCCAAGUCUUGCUUGUGCAAAUAAAUGUGUCUUUUGCUGGAGGCAUCACACUAAUCCUGUUGGAACUGAAUGGAAAUGGAAGAUGGAUGAUGCUCAAAGUAUUGUGGAUCAAGCUCUUAAAAAUCAUUACAGUAUGAUUAAAGAAUUCAAAGGUGUACCUGGUGUCCAACCUGACAAAUUUGCUGAAGGACUCCAAGCAAAACAUUGUGCUUUAUCAUUAGUUGGAGAACCUAUAAUGUAUCCAGAAAUCAAUAAACUUAUUGAUCUUCUGCAUGAAAAGACAAUUUCGACAUUUCUAGUCACCAACGCUCAAUUCCCAGAGGCCAUAAAGAAUCUAGAGCCUGUCACCCAAUUGUAUGUCUCUGUUGAUGCUAGCAAUGAACAAAGUCUAAAGAAAAUAGACCGCCCAUUAUUUAAAGACUUUUGGCAACGUUUCAUUGAUAGUUUAAAAGAAUUAUCAAGCAAAGGUCAACGAACUGUUUACAGAUUAACAUUAGUUAAGGCAUGGAACACUGAUGAAAUGGAAGGUUAUGCAAACUUAGUAGAAAUAGGGCGACCAGAUUUUAUUGAGAUAAAGGGAGUCACCUAUUGUGGAACAUCUAAUGCUAGUUCUCUGACAAUGGAAAAUAUCCCAUGGCAUGAAGAGAUAUAUUCAUUUGGUAUGAAACUAGCAGAUUAUUUAGCUGAUUAUGAAUUGGCAUCUGAACAUGAACACUCUAACUGCAUUCUGCUUGCUCAUAAAAAAUUUCUGAUUAAUGGAAGGUGGAAUACAUGGAUUGACUAUGAUAAAUUUCAUGAACUCAUAAAAAAUUACAAUGACUCUGGGAAGACUAAAGCAUUUUCGAGCUUAGACUAUGUGUAUCCGACUCCUGAAUGGGCCAUUAUUGGUGCAAAGGAAAGAGGAUUUGAUCCUAAAGAAAUUCGUUUUCACAGAAAAAGCAAAAAAGAUAUAUCUGGUUGCUGAUAUUUAUUUUUUCACUGAAUCAUCAACUUCAUGAACAUCUCAUCAAUGUAAUGUUAUGCAUUGUAAACUCAUUAAAAAACUUUAAGUGAUACUUAAUAGCCAUUUUCUGCUACAUUUCGCUAUCUUUUUAUUCACACCUUGAAGAAGAUUUUUGUUUGUACUUUGUAAUGAUUGGCUACUUCUUGAUGCCAAGAAAUUUUAAUUACUUUCAAAAUAAGUUAUAAUUUUGAGAAAUAAAAUAAACCAUAUAA